AUGGAGCAGGGCGGCCGCCGCCGGGCCUUCGGCAGCAUCUGCCCCAACAGGGUGCAGGGGCCGCCCGCCCGCCUCGCCAAGAAGCCAGCCCGCCCCGGCGGGACCGCGACGGGGAUCCCACCGGCCGCCCUGAGCCCCCGAGCGCCCCCGCGCCGCAGCGGCGCCCCGACGGCCCCUGCCGCACCUGCCCUCGAUGCAUCCACCUCAAUGCCACCACCCCUGGAGUGCACUGACUUUGAUUUCUCACUUGGCGAGGAGGUGGCCUUUGGCCCCUGCUUCCCAAAGCUGGAGAACACCUCGCUGGUGCAGGUGCCCCCGCAGCACCUGCCAUCCCCUGAGCCGUGCUGGAGGGCUCUGGCCGACGAGCGCCAGAAAGCACUGGGAGAUGCCCUGGAGGCAAACAGCCAGCUGCAGGAGACCCUCACACAGAGGCAGGAAGAGCUGGCGACGCUGCGAGAGAGCAACGUGCAGCUGAAGGAGCUGGCGAGCCAGGCCCGGCAGCUGGCUGCUGUCCUCGAUACGCUGAUGCUCCCGCAGUGCACGGACAGGGCGGCCCUUCCGCCUCCUCUUCAUCCUCCACCUCCUCCUCCCGCCGCCCCACCGUCUGAGGGCUGGGGCGGGCGCCCGGAGCGGCGGGAGGAGGCGGCGGGCGUGGACACCAUGCUGCGGGCCAUGUCGGAGAAAUGCCGCGCUGCCCUGCGCAGCUUGGGGGGCAGCCCGGGGGGCAGCCCGGGGGGCAGCCCCACGCCCAAGCGUCCGCGGCCAUCCCCGUGCCUGCACGGCGCCUUCCGCGGGCUGCGCACGGGCCGCGCCGCUCCGCGCCCGGGCGGCGAGGGGCUGGAGGAGGGGGGCAGCCUGCGGGCGGCCCUGGGGGAGGAGGGCGGCAUCCGCACCCUGGCUUUUCCGCAAGGCAACGCCUUCACCCUCCGCACCGCUGCCGGCGGGUACCGGUUCCGCUGGGUGCCGCGCUGA
Molecule: messenger RNA, 972 nt
Organism: Apus apus (common swift)
Lineage: Eukaryota; Metazoa; Chordata; Aves; Apodiformes; Apodidae
Gene: MCIDAS
Product: multiciliate differentiation and DNA synthesis associated cell cycle protein
Exons: 4
Coding region: 1-972 (323 amino acids)
Biological process (GO): negative regulation of cell cycle; negative regulation of DNA replication
Cellular component (GO): nucleus
Source: RefSeq, a predicted model, not a curated record